Messenger RNA from Metarhizium brunneum ARSEF 3297, 963 nucleotides. RefSeq lists its product as uncharacterized. Lineage: Eukaryota; Fungi; Ascomycota; Sordariomycetes; Hypocreales; Clavicipitaceae. Gene Ontology annotation, molecular function: toxin activity. The record is from RefSeq and is a predicted model, not a curated record.
AUGGCACGACACGGCCGGCUUUUCACUUUACUUGCCCUUGCAGUAGGCUUGUACCCUCAAGUUUAUGCUCAACCUAUUGGAUCCUUGCCGCCAGACGUUAGGGGUGAACUCCGAGGCCCAUCUGAGCUGUUAGGUGCUCUUAAUAUAAACGAUCUUGGACGUCUAGACGAGCGCGCACUUGGCGCAAGACGGGAAAACCGUCCGCCUAAGAUACUACCGCCACCCCAGAUUGUGUAUCGUGGUGACAAGAGAUCACCCGAGGAGAUCAAAGCUAAUGGCGGUUUCUUGCCAAGCUCUGAAAUUAAGCCAACCAAUGAGAAUAACGGAUUUGGUCUUUAUAGGCACCACUUAGGAGGCCACGGCCUCGUAAAUGGUAAAAGAGUUACCGCGUAUGUAUCUACAACUAGACUCUUCGGGACGGCACUUGGAUAUGCAAAUAUGGCUAGCGAAGAGGGUGGUUGGAUAUACGAAAUCCAAGCCUUACCUCACAUGAUUGACUCUGAUGGGACUCUGUUGCAGGGACGCAAAUGGACUAAGGAAUAUGAAUUUUCGGCCUUGGGGGGUAUAUCCUGGGCUCAAGUCAAGUCAGCAGCCCAGGUGCCUGGCUUUAAGACCCCCCAAGACUACGGUGUUCUAUCUUGGUCCGGCGUCGAUCCGGAAGGCUUCAAGAAGUCAAUGCCCGAAAAGCAAUGGUUUAAUAACACAGACUACAACUCGACCUUCGAUCAGUUCAAAGCAAGCCCGGGGCAGCCACAGCUCGCAGGGUGGUUCGACGACCGCGAGAAGUACAAGUCCCAAGAACCCUGGAGCCUCAACCAGACCAAGCCCAUCGAGGAUUAUUUCAUGGAUUUCAUGAACCAGGUUGGAGGGCAUGUGGGUUGGAGGGGUACCUAUCCUUUGGUGCUCAAAACUGAUGACGAAUACGCCGACAAUUUUAUCAAAUGGAUCCUUGAUGGGUACUAA